Oppia nitens is the source of this 1380-nucleotide messenger RNA. RefSeq lists its product as uncharacterized. The record is from RefSeq and is a predicted model, not a curated record. Lineage: Eukaryota; Metazoa; Arthropoda; Arachnida; Sarcoptiformes; Oppiidae. Bases 1 to 1380 code for a protein of 459 amino acids. The transcript has 2 exons.
AUGGAUAUGCAAUCUGUCACUACUUCUAAUAAGCCACUCGUCAAUGGAAAUAUAGGUGAAAUGUUAUCGGGUUUAACUGGUACUGGAUCAACACAAACAACUCAUACAAACCCAGAGUCAUCCAACCAUCCAUCCAAUGGGUCACCAAUGAUGAAUCAAUUGAAUCCAUCUGCGAUCAACUCGCCUCAGACUAACCAAAUGAUUCAAACUAAUCAACCACUGGGAGUGUCUGUUUCAUCCUCAGCCAUGACUACUUCAUCUAUGUCUUCAAUGAAUAAUCAAAUAAAGUCUAACAAUGGUUCGCCUGCAGCUAAUAUACAGUCACAGACAUAUCCAACUAACAAUAAUAAUAUGCCUCUUAUGAUGCCUACACCAACUUCUACAUCUAUAGCCGAUAAACCUAAUAUGCAAUCACAGGCUAUACCACCGCCGCCAACAAUGAGCGUAGGAUAUCAAACUAUGCAACAAAUGCAAGCAAUUAAUAAUAGGUUAACUGGUAUGAGUUCCCGGGGAACAACACAAUAUAUCAAUGAUAAUAGUAACAAUUCAGGAUCACCAUCAAUGACUAAUAAUGACGCAAAUGUUAUGAAUACAAAUCAAGGAAAUUAUAAUAUGGGUAUGAAUUCUGGUGUGGGUAUAAACAAUGGUAAUGGCGUGAGCAAUGGUAAUGGCAUGAAUUCAGGUGCAAAUAUGUACUCUGGUGUUAAUGGUGUCGGAGGACAGACAACUGGAUCCAAUAAUGGUGGUGUACUGAUGAAUACAGCACAUCAACAACCAAACAGAGGGAGUGUGAGUAACACUGGUAUGGGUAUUGGUAAUGGACAACAAUACCAAACAUCAACAGGAGCGGGAGUUAAUGUGCAGAUCGGUACAGGAACAGGGAUGGGACUGCACAAUAGUGGUAUGUCUAACGGGGUUACAGACGGUAAUACUAUAAAUAAUGGAGGAGGAAUGCCAACAAAUAUGCCAGUGUCGUCAAGUGGUGGGGUUGAUAGUUAUAAUAAUAAUAGACGACAAGUUAAUAGUAUGGGUUCAGCACAAGGAAAUGGCGGUUCAAUGCAGAAUAUGAAUUAUAACAAUAAUAAUAAUAAUAUCAAUAAUAAUAACUACAACAGUCCUGUUAUGAGACAAUCCGACAAUAGGAUGCAACCGAUGAUGGGCUCUAAUAUGGGUAGAGAUUAUUCUCGGGAUGGAUCUGAGGACAUGGAUAUGAGCAACAAUAUGGGAAAUUAUGGGAUUAGGAUGACUAAUAUGCUGCCAAUGGAUAAUGAUGUUGGAAUGGAUAUGAUUUAUAUACCGGACAGUUCAGACACUAAAACAGAUAAACAAAUUGUAAAACCUAAUAAACCUCUGUCGACAUACAGGUCCUACAAAUAUUAA